AUUGAAUAAAUGUUUGAAAAUGAGUACUACAUUAUUUCAAAAUGAGUGCAUGAAUAGUUUUGUUUGUGCGAGAAUGAAUAGUCUCUGUAGUGAUAUAGCUUCUCUUGUAGUGAACUUGUUAAUUUCAUUGAGGGGAGAAAAGAAGACAGAGCAGUUUUGCAGAGAUGGUAGGACCGACCCGCCCGCAGUUCGUGCUAUUCGGGUCGUCCAUAGUGGAGUUCAGCUACAGCAACGAAGGAUGGGGUGCUAUCCUCGCUGAUCUCUACGCACGCAAGGCAGAUAUAGUGAUUCGUGGAUAUAAAGGUUGGAACUCGCGACAUGCUCUUCAAGUUUUGCACGAAAUUUUCCCAAAGAAUGCAAAUGUACAACCUUCUCUGGUGAUUGUUUAUUUUGGUGGCAAUGAUUCUAUGCGACCUGGCCUAUAUGGCCCAAAUGCUCAUGUCCCACUUCCUGAAUAUGUUGAAAAUAUGAGAAAGAUUGCUACUCAUCUCAAGAGCCUCUCAAAUAAGACACGGAUAAUCUUUCUAACCUGCCCUCCCAUCAACGAGGCACAAACUCUUGAAGUUUUUGGUGACAUUGGCCGAUCAAACGAGUUGGGCAAAAUAUAUUCAGACGCUUGUGUGGAAUUGUGCAAAGAGUUUGAUGAUGUGAAGGCAAUAGAUUUAUGGACAGCAAUUCAGCAAAAGGACAAUUGGCUGACUACUUGCUUUACGGAUGGAAUCCAUUUAACGUCAGAGGGAAGCAAGAUUGUGGCAAAGGAAAUAUUGAAGGUGCUAAAGGAGGCUGAUUGGGAGCCCAGUCUGCAUUGGAAGUCAUUACCCACUGAAUUUUCUGAAGUCUUCCCAACCAUCGCUUCGGUUCUGAAUGGGACAACCGUAAACGUCUCUGACUUUGUAUUUAAGUGGCAAGCACAGUGGGAUUAGAUGGCUUAUCGUUGUUUGCCCAUUUGGUUCAGAGUUUGCUCAUUUCCGGUGCUGUAGCACGACCUUUCUAGAAGCCUGGUAAUUAUGUACUCCAAUUGCACUCCCAUUUGUAAACUCCUCAAUCAAUUUGCUGUAUUUUCGGAGGGUUUUGUAAAUUCUGUUAUUAUUUCAUAAGUGUUUGUACUUUGUAACUAGGUGUUGCACUCUCAUUUGUCCCGUUUCGUGAUUUUAAAGUCACAAGUAUUUCUUUGUGAGCCGAUAGCUUUUGGUAAUUU
Cuscuta campestris is the source of this 1198-nucleotide messenger RNA. NCBI's taxonomy places the organism in Eukaryota, Viridiplantae, Streptophyta, Magnoliopsida, Solanales, Convolvulaceae. The record is from the annotation of a GenBank genome assembly.